This is a messenger RNA of Ziziphus jujuba (common jujube), 677 nucleotides long. Its product is annotated as persulfide dioxygenase ETHE1 homolog, mitochondrial. The record is from RefSeq and is a predicted model, not a curated record. Gene Ontology annotation, biological process: glutathione metabolic process; hydrogen sulfide metabolic process. Lineage: Eukaryota; Viridiplantae; Streptophyta; Magnoliopsida; Rosales; Rhamnaceae. The transcript has 5 exons. Bases 3 to 662 code for a protein of 219 amino acids. Gene Ontology annotation, molecular function: sulfur dioxygenase activity.
CCAUGAAUCUCAUCCGCUGCUGCUUAUCUCUUGCUCGGAGAUCUCCUUCCCAUUUCCUGAAUCUCUCCACCACGCAAACCCUAGUCUCUCCAUCAUCAUCUCGCUCUAAGUUGAUCACCUUCCAAACAAUGGUCUCGCGCGCUUACACAACGCCGUCUCAUUCUUCCGGGAAGCUACUCUUCCGUCAGCUCUUCGAGAAGGAUUCCUGCACCUAUACUUACUUGCUCGCUGAUGUCUCUCAUCCCGAUAAACCUGCUCUGUUGAUUGACCCAGUUGACAAGACAGCGGAGAGAGACCUUUCCCUUGUUAAAGAGUUGGGACUCAAGUUAAUUUAUGCUAUGAACACGCAUGUCCAUGCUGACCAUAUAACUGGCACUGGCCUCAUAAAGACCAAGGUUCCAGGUGUGAAAUCUGUCAUUUCUGAAGCAAGCAAAUCAAAAGCGGACCUCCUGAUUCAAGCUGGUGAUAAGAUAUAUUUCAGUGACCUGUUUUUGGAGGUUCGAUCUACUCCAGGCCAUACUUUUGGCUGUGUUACAUAUGUUACAGGGGAUGGCCCUGAUCAGCCCCAACCAAGGAUGGCCUUUACUGGGGAUGCCUUACUAAUACGUGGUUGUGGAAGAACUGAUUUUCAGGGUGGGAGUUCACAUGACAUUUUUUGUUGAAGGGUUAUUUUAUUU